AUGGCGACCUCUCUCGCUGCGCAGCUGGCGCAGAUCGCCGCUUCUUCCAAAAGCACCUUGAAUAUCAAGGCGCAGAAAGCCGCCCACUCCAAGUCGCUAAUCUUCGAACCUCGAGUUGCGGCAAGCCAAAAUUACCAGACAAUUUACACUCUCUGUUAUGAGGGAUUCGAAGAGCUGUGUCAGCUCGACAGCCGAUUCGCGCAAUUCUCGACGACCAUCUUCAGCGAGCAGAGUCAGGAUGAGGACCGGACGCAGAUGACUGCCGCUGAAAAUGCAGAGCUUGACAAGAAGGUUGAAUCAUUCUUGCGCCUGGCAGGAAGCCGGCUGAGACUUAUGCCGACAAUCAAGUCCAUUGAGUGGUUGAUCAGGAGAUUCCGGAUCCAUGAAUUCAACACCAGCGCCUUGAUUGCUACUUUCCUCCCCUACCACUCGAUUCCGGCCUUCCUAACUCUAAUGUCAAUCCUUCCGGCCAAUCUUCCUCAAGAAUUCCGCUUUCUUGACCCAUAUGUCAAGUCCCUUACAGCUCUACCUCGGGCUGCCAUUGUGCAGCAAGCUAUCAACCACAGCGAACUGCUCUCCGCCAUCUCCACCUACACCCUCGAGUCCUGCAGAUCCCAACAGCAUUACCCGGCUCUGAUAUCGUUCUGGGGAGGUAUCAUGACCGAAGCGGUCAAUGGAAUGCUUGACAAGAUGAGAUCGGGUCGGAGGAGCGUUCAGCUUGACCACGACCAGGUCAUCCUUCAGCAGAUUGGACCCACCCUUGCCGACGCCAUGGUCAUGAGGAAGGUGCCUGGUGUCCAGAUCGCGGCUUACAUGGUGGUUGCAGUCUUUGUUGCGAAAAGUAGCCUGGACGAUACAGCCCUCUCCGCCUUCAUGGAACAGCUUGUGCUCGGCUGGACCCAGGAGACUGUACGCCCGGGACUUGUGUGCCUGGCGAUCCUGGCCCAGUACCGAUCUGCAAAGCAGCUUUCAAGCAAGGUUACCAAGGCCAUGAUGAAAAUCCAUGGUCUUCCAGAUCUGCUGAACGAUCUGGCAAAGGACCACCAGGUUGAGAAGCUGGCCAAUGGGCUGGUACUUGCACUGACCGACAGGCUUUGCAAGAAGGGCGAUGCGCGAGGCGUUCCUGUCAUCAAGUCGAUACUCAUGUCUUCUGUGCUCCAAGAGAGACAAAUCGUCGUGGUCUUCAAGUCCCUGCUUGUUGCUGCGCACAAAAUCACGGACGAUGUCGACGAAUCGGGACAGGCCCGGAAGCAGCUUGGUUCAGCUCUUGUAAUUCUCUCACAGGCAACUGGAGAUGUCGGAGAUGUUAUCAGGAAAGUCAUCGAGGACGCUGAUUUCGAUAUUGAGGAGUUGGAGCUGAAGCUGGAUGCCACGAUUAGACCCAGGCGCCUAUUGGAAGCAUCCAAGGCUGACAUCGACAAUGGUGGCGACGACGACGAAGGCGAGACGCCUCAGAGCCUUGAGACAGCUUUGGAGCAGUUGUCCAAAGUCGAGCACUCUAGAACGUCCUGUCUCUCGCAAGCUUCAGAUGCCUUCUUUGGUGACUUAUGCAAGCUCCUCAUCUCAGUGGCCGCUGACAAGGGUGAGCUACUCAAGUUCGACACUGCACCAUUGCUUUGCAGGUCAACUGCAGGCUCUACCUGCUUCUACUUGAGUUUCUACAUGCGCGUUUGGAUGGGUCCGUACCCAACUCUGGCACGAGUCGCUGCUCUCGAUCUGGCCAAGGACAGGUUAAAGCAGGAUGACUUGUCUGGCGCGGAUCUGCAAGCCCUUCUGCCCUACUGCAUCGCAGCUAUGAAUGACACGGCGAGAAAAGUGCGUCGCGCAGCUGCCGACCUUCUCGUGGUGCUUGGUCAAUUCCCAAACACCCCGAAGUCAAAGGGCAAGAAGCAGGCACACUGGGGUUCAGAUCAGCUUUAUGAAAAGUCUGACGACUUGAAAUGGCUGACUCCAGAGGCGAGCAACGCCUUACUACAAGCCAUCUUGCCCUCGCUAGAGGAGGCAGUUCUCGAUGCGGACCAUCUGACCGCGGUCCUCAAAGAGCUCCUGAACGGAUCUAGCAGUUCAUCAACCAUAACAAGCGCAAAGGAAAAGAAGAGCCAUGUUUCACACGCUGCUCGAUCGGCAAUCCUUACUUUCCUUGCCAGCCACGUCAUCUAUUCGCCAUUACUGACCCUCAAGAUCCGUGUGCUGAAGGCUUUGAACCAGGUACGCGGUGUUUCUAGUACAUCGCGUACCCAACUGCUGCAGCCUCUGCUUCAAUGGUGGGGGGCACUGAAGUCUGAAACGGCACAGGAACUGUGUGCUUUGGAGGCUGUUGACGAGAAUACGAUGGACUUGAGUUGUGUGGAUGUUGUCGUUCCGAAUGACAAGGCUGGCCUCGACUGUCUAUUUGACAUCGCGAAAAGCUCAAUCAGCGAAGAGCGGCCUAACCUGGUCAGCUGUGUCUUUGCUAGAAUUCAGAAUAUUUGGCCCGCUAUGAAAGCAGAGACCAAGUUCUUGACCGCUCAGACCUUGAUCGAUCUCGCUUAUCCGCCACAGCCAUCCGCAGAGACCGAUGUAGUCUCACAGGAAGCGGCUGAGCUCCUCAGGAAUGUGGACUUGACGACCGAGAUCCUCUCCUCCUUCUUGGACGCGCUACAAGAUAGCUCCAGGAUGCUGACAGACCCUCCACCGAACAAGCGCCGAAGAACCAGCUCAUCAGAACAGAACCGCGGUAUCAAUGUGCAAGCGACUCCGGAGUUCAAGAGUCUGUUGAGCAAGGUCACGUUUGUUCUGCAACUCGUUGAAGCUGCCAAACCAGCAGAACACCCAGAGCUCUUGCAAAGUCUCUUCAUCACGUUGUCCGACCUCCAGACUCUUCGUGCCCUGGUCGGGUCUGAACUUGGGUAUCUGCAGAACCUGGUUCUUUCAAGUCUCUUGGCGAUGCUGCCUGCCUAUCGCGACAACAAGGAGCUCAAGAUUGACGCCUCGGUUGGACAUGGCGAUAUUCUCGUGAACUGCAUCCAGAAAUCGGCCAGCCCUGCUGUUCAGAAUUCGGCUUUACUUCUGGUUGCCAGCCUCGCCAAGACCGCGCCCGAUGUUGUGCUUCAUAGUGUGAUGCCAAUCUUCACCUUCAUGGGAGGCUCGGUGCUCCGCCAAAGCGACGACUAUUCCGCUCAUGUCAUCAAUCAGACCAUUCAGGAGGUUGUCCCGCCAUUGAUUGAGAGCUUCAAAAAAGGCAGAAGGAAUCUCCUUACGAGUGCCUCGGAGCUGCUUUCCAGCUUUGUCAUUGCAUACGAGCAUAUCCCUUCGCCCCGCAGACGUGAUCUUUUUAUCUCUUUGAUCAAGAAUCUUGGGCCGGAGGACUUCUUAUUCGCCAUGGCUGCUAUGUUCGUGGAUAAAUAUGGUACCACGGACAGCAUCAUUGCUUUCGUUGCUGAGCUUAUGGGCGCGUUCCCUGUGCAAGUUCAGCUGCAGUCUUUGGUCAAACUCGUCGAUCUUGUCAGCGACACAUUGAAACCGAAACCGACUCUGUCAGCAAUUCUGCUCAGUAAAAAGGAGGAUGGAGAGCAAGAUCUGCAGAAGUCGGCACUCAAGGCGCUCACCCUGCUGCCCCAGCUUCUAACCAGCCGCACGCUCAAAGCGGAGUUCGAGAAGCUCGCAGAAGCAGACGACAUGGAAACCGCAAAGGUUCGCGAGCUCUAUGCUCUACUCUUGGAGGAUGUCUUGAUGCUGGCCGACACUGUGAAGUCCAAGAAGACCAUGUACAGCCGUUGCGGAGCCGCUCUUUCAAGUCUGCUGAACCUCCUCUCCAUCGGCGAGUUCAUCAAAGCUGUCGAGUCCCUGCUCGAUAGACCUAAUGUUGGCCUCCGUCAAAAAGUUCUCCGGGCCCUUGAAGUUCGGGUUGACGGCGAAAGCACUUCGAACCCCAAGUCUCGAGCUGUCCUGCUUGCCUUCUUGCCCCAGCUCACCGCUGUCAUUCGCGAGUCCGACGACAUCCACUAUAAGCACACAGCGGUCACUUGCGUGGACAAGAUCGCUGAGAAAUAUGGCAAGAAGGAUCUUGAGGCUGUUGCCGGCGCUGCCGCCUCAAUUGCGGGAGACGAGUGCCUUGGUCAAUCCGACCGCCGACUCCAAGUUAUGGCUCUACUUUGCCUGGCAUCAUUGGUAGACGUCCUCCACGACGCCAUCGUUCCAGUUCUACCGAAGGCUAUGCCGAAAGCAUUGUCUUACCUAGAGCUCAGUCUGUCAGAGCCUGACAGCGAGCUGCAUAAUGCGGCGUACUCCUUCAUCACAUCUCUAACGCAGAGCCUGCCUUACAUCAUGUCUGGCUCGUACUUGAACCAGCUCCUGGCUGUCUCCGAUCUCUCGGCUGAAGCAGACCUUGAUACCGAAGCAAACGAGAGCCGCAGAGAGUGCCUUCAAACAGUUGCUAGCCAAGUGGAAGCCAAGUCUCUCCUCACUGGUCUCGAGAAGAACUGGCAACACGCUACAGAGAGCGGUUUCCUUGCAAUUGACGAGUUCAUUUACAUCUUGGGCCGAUGUAUCGACAAGCACACCAAAUCGGUUGUUGCCAAGAAUGUUGGGACUUUGUCCUCCAUUUUCCUCAGUCUCUUUGAUCUCCGUCGGCAGAAGCAAGUAGACGGGGACUGCACUGCCGCUGAGCUCACUAAGCUCACCGAAACAGAGCACUCGGUGAAUAGUGUAGCCCUGAAGAUGAUCUACAAGCUGAACGACGCCGCCUUCCGCCCUGUCUUCGCCCAGCUCUUGGAGUGGACAACGACAGGCUUGUCCCAGAAGAAGGACCGGCUCGGGAGAGCUCUCAGGCAACGAAGCGUGUAUGGAUUCCUUUACACCUUCUUCGACAACCUCAAGUCGAUCGUCACUAGCUACGCCUCCUACGUGGUGGACAGCGCCGUCGACAUCCUCAGGACUUCCAACCCUAAAUCCCCCCAUGAGCGGGAGCUGUGGAGGCUCGUGGUAAGGACGCUGGCGAAGUCCUUUGAGCACGACCAGGACGGCUUCUGGCAGGCCCCGUCCCACUUCGAGGCCGUCGCGCCCGCCCUCGUCGCCCAGCUCCUGCACGCCGCCGGGCCCUCGGCCGAUGACAGCGACGUAGCGGCGGAGCUGGCGCCCGCACUCGCCGAGCUGGCCGCCGCUGCCGACUCGCAGGAGCACCAGAAGGAUCUCAAUACCGCCAUCCUCAAGCACAUGCGCGCCGAGGCGGCGCCGGUCCGCCUGGCGGCCGUGCGCUGCCAGCAGGCGCUCACGGACCGGCUGGGCGAGGAGUGGUUGGCUAUGCUGCCGGAGAUGCUCCCAUACAUCAGCGAGCUGCAGGAUGACGACGACGAGGUGGUGGACCGGGAGACGCACCGCUGGAUCGUCAAGAUCGAGGAGGUGCUUGGCGAGAGCCUGGACUCUAUGCUCCAGUAG
Thyridium curvatum is the source of this 5415-nucleotide messenger RNA. RefSeq lists its product as uncharacterized. The transcript is spliced from 3 exons. The record is from RefSeq and is a predicted model, not a curated record. Lineage: Eukaryota; Fungi; Ascomycota; Sordariomycetes; Thyridiales; Thyridiaceae. Gene Ontology annotation, cellular component: 90S preribosome; small-subunit processome; t-UTP complex. Gene Ontology annotation, molecular function: snoRNA binding. Bases 1 to 5415 code for a protein of 1804 amino acids. Gene Ontology annotation, biological process: positive regulation of transcription by RNA polymerase I; maturation of SSU-rRNA from tricistronic rRNA transcript (SSU-rRNA, 5.8S rRNA, LSU-rRNA).